AUGUCUAAGGUCGAUGUUAUUGUCAAUGUAACAGAUACACAACAUGUGAAUAAUAUUGCGAACGCUGGAGCUGUGUCUAAAUUACUUGGUCAAAAAGCAGGAGCAAGAGUAAUACAACAAUGUGCGAAUCUACAGCAGCCAUUUAAUGCUGGAGAUGUUUUAGAAACUGAUGGUGGAUCACUACCGUGUAGAAAAUUAUAUCAUGCGCUUGUGACAAAUUAUAAUCAGAAUUCGCAAGGAAUUAUACAAUUAGUUGUGUGGAAUAGUUUACAUAAAGCUGAGAAGUCUGGAUUUCAGUCCAUUGCUUUUCCAGCUAUUGCUACGGGAGGAUAUAACCAUCCUCCAAAUUUUGUUGCCCAAUGGAUGAGACAGGAAAUAUCCAAUUUUCAAGGAAAUAAUUUAAAGCAAGUUUUCAUUGUGCUUCAUCCUGGGAACCCAGCUUUUAUAAUGGAUUUCAAUGCUGAGUUCAAUACAGGAUUAAGUUCAAGUGGUGACCCAUCUUUCACUCCUGCUUGUGGAGAAUCAAAAAAUGAUGGAAUCAUUUUUAGAAAAAUUGAUGAUAAAACAACACGUUACGGGUCACUGAGAGUAUCAGUAAUUAAAGGCGACAUCACUCAACAAGAUUCUGAUGUAAUAGUUAACAGCACAAAUGAACACUUUGAUCUGUCCCAAGGCAACACUCGCCGGUCCAGUGUCAAACUUAUGGCAAGCACAACUUAUGUAGAUGCGUGA
Messenger RNA from Styela clava, 732 nucleotides. Lineage: Eukaryota; Metazoa; Chordata; Ascidiacea; Stolidobranchia; Styelidae. The record is from RefSeq and is a predicted model, not a curated record.